AGCGGGGGUGUUGACGCAGCCCGCGGCCCUCGCUGCCAGACAGGUGUAGCCUGAACGCGCAGAGGAGGCUUUCUGACAGCCAGUGCCAGCGAUGGGUGGGGGUGACGCUGGGGCCCAGCACUGGCGGAGCGUCGGCGUUGCCUUCCCUCCCCCACCAGCUGGGGGUCCCGGGGGCAGGUGCUGGGAAUCUGUGCGGCCCCCGGGAGGAUUCCAGUACGUCCCCUCCCCACUGUUGGGGACCCACCAUGUCCCUGAGCCACUUGGUGGGACACACCCCUGUGAAAUGUGGAAGCUGCCUACAAUGCAGAGACACCACUAAGGAGGCUCAGGAGACCCCUGCCGGUAACCUGCUGUGUGACUUGGGCCAGUCGCUGUCCUUCUCUGGGCCCCCCUUUGCCCAGCUGUUCAGCAGGGCUGGUUGGACCACGCCCAGCUUCGUAAAUCCUGGUUGCAAGCUGCUGGCGUUCCGGACUGGGGCCGAAGGGCUUGAGUCGGAAAGAAUGGGCUCUGGCCCUGCCAGUCCGUCCUCCUGAGGCAGCACCGGGCAGUGCGGCCCUUACAUCCCAUGCUCAGAGCUCCCUGUCUGGGGAGGCGGGAGGCGGAGGCUGCAGUAGAGCCAGACCUGGCUGUCUGAAGAAUCACCGGCAGGGACGGCAGGGAGAGACACGGGUGCUGCCCCUUCCCAGCCCUGCCCUUCCCGCUGUCCCCGGGAAGGGGCUGCCCGUGGAGCGCUAGGCAUCGGAGAGUCCCAGCUCGGGUUUGAGCACCAGCCGCACUGCUUGGUAGCUUUGUAACUGGCCUCGGGUUACUCGUCUGCAGAAUUAGGAGGAUCGGAAUAGCUGUCCCUCGGGGAACGGCGAGGGUGAAAGGAGACGCUGUACUUAAAGCACCUGGUGCCGUGCAUUGAGCGAGUGGCGCCGGCAUUGAGAUCGCUGACAUCUGUAGAACACGAGGGUGUCCUGUGCCAGCAGGGCACAGGAGCAGAGCGAGUUUUCCUCGUCCUCCGAGGUGUCCCCAUCCAUCAGAGGGAGCUGUGCCCCCAGCUGAGGCUGGGGCUGUGCAGGUGCCCUGCGCUCAUGUCUCCUCAGCAGGUGUGUGGCCUCGGAAAGGCACCCCUGGGUGGGCGUCCCUGGGGCUGGCCUCGGGUCGUCCUGCCAUAGGGCACUUAGGGCCUCGGCAAAAGUCGCUGUGGCAGCCUGUAGACAUGGGCACUCCUGGGGUGUCUGAGCCUCAGAGAGCCACGUGUGGGAUCAUGUCGCUCAUGGGCCUCAAGGCCCAGAGAGGGUCAGGGCAUGGCACUGACCUCCCAGUGUGGGGCCGGUCCCCACUCCCCAGCUUCCAGGCUGCGACCCCAUUCUCCGAGCCCUGCCUCAGAGCCCCAGCUAGGUCCAGGCUCAGUCUGGGGCUGGAGGGCACCUGGGAGUCCUGCAGGGCGGGCCCCCCACUUCCUGCCCUGCCCUGUAAUUGCCUGUUUAUCUGUCGUCUCCCCCCUCUCGAGGUGAGCUCCCUGUGGGCAGAGCCGGCCAACUUAUAUCUUCCUGCCGAGCCCAGCAGGGACCUGGCACGGAGAAGGCUCUGGAGAGGUUUGGGUAUACAGUGAGCCCCUCCCCAGAUUGUGGGGCCCAGCCACUGACCAGCAGCUCCACAGUGGGCCUUGGCGCCCCGGGACUCCCGGGGCCUUGGGUGGGACUGGGCCUGACCACACUGGGUCCUCUCCUGGGAAUGGGCCGGCGAUCACUUGGAGGUGGGCUGUGUGUCCCGCUUGGGCCUGGCCCCAGGCAGGUCUAUGCCGUUCCCCAGCCAGCCAGUGGGAGGGGGCCCAGGACUCGCAGGCAGGAGGCUUGUCACUGACACAGUGCCACUGUGGGCAGGCCUGAGUGUAUCUCUGGGCCAAAGGUUCCUGCUGCAGGGCGUGGGGGCGCCUGGCCUGGCUGGUCUCCAGCAGCUUGGGUCCCGGCAGGCUGCGUGUUCUCGGCUAAUUGCACUCUGCCUCCUAUGCCGCUGUGGCCAUAGCCCCCGGGGGGCUCAUUACCGCACCUUACCUCCUCUUCUGUCCCUGCUGGCGGCCCUGUUUGUUGUCACCCCUCGCCUUGUGGGCCUGUUGCCCUGCAGGGCCUCCCUGCCCCGCCCUGUUUUCUCCAUGGAAGGGCAACUGGGGGGCUGCUUAGCACCCCUGUCCCACCCUCCCCACCCACAUGUUGGGGACACUGAGCCUCAGACUCAGGGCCACCACACCUCAGCACAUAUGCCCCUCUGGGAAGCCACCUUUAACCCCACCCUUGAGGCUGCCUGGGGCUGGUGCAUACAGGAUUGAGGCCACCCAGAUCUGCAGGUCGGUGCCCCUCUGCCCGGGUGAGACCAAGCCCUCCCCAGGGGCUCUGUGUCCUUGGUCCUCAUCCUUAAGGGUCCAGUAACAGGAGGUCCUCUUGCCCAGUGCCGCUUGCAGACGUGACUCCUCAUGCAGGUGCCUGGCUCCUGCUAGCCACUUGGCCCCCCAGCCCACUGCAGUGCUGUCCCCUGCCAUCCGGCAGCCCCAGCCGGUCACCCAGGCCCAGAGGGCCUGGCACCUCCACUUCCCCAGCCUUUUCUACCCCAAGUACUGCUGUCUCCCAGGGGUUUACUGGUCCAUGUGUCUGUGUGUCUGCCCUCUUGCCCCGGCCCCCUGUUACCGUGGUCUUAGUUCUUGGUCUCAUUUCCAUCAGCCUUCAUCUUCAGCCACCUGGGUCACUUGCUGCCACAGCCCCAGCCUGGACCUAGACCUGCCCUCCCUGUCUUCAGGCAACAGCUCCACCUGUCUGACCUCACCUCAGAGUCCUCUUGCUCACUCCCAGCCCUGACACACCUAUCUCUAAACCUCAUUUUGGCCCCAGCCAGUGCCCAUGUACUGUCUCCCCACCUGUCCACCUUCCUCUGUUGUCCUUGGCCCCAUGGUCCCUCACAUCACCUGUCUCCUUGCCAGUUGCCCAUUCAUUCAUCCGGCAAGCAUCUCUGAGGCCCCCUGCGUGGCAAGGCCUGUGCUGGGUGCUGGCUUAGAGUAAUGGACAAGACACAGAGCCUGCUGUCUCAGGCAAAAAUUAAGCACACGUACAAAUAGAAAGCAAAAUGCAGCGGUAGGAAGAGUAGAAACAGCUCCUCCUUAUGGAGGAGAGGGAAGCCUCCACCGUAGCUCCUCAGCAGAGUUGGUCCCCCUCCUCUGCCCCUGCAGCUGCAAAGUAAAAGGCUCUGUGAGGGUCAGGCAGUUUAACAUGCAGUGUGUGGUUCUUUCUAACACUCUUGGGGAAUUGCUGCCAGUGGCCACCAGAACUGACCCCAGGGCCUGAAGUGUUGUUUGAACAGGGCCAGGUGCUCUGUCUCCCUAGGCGCCCCUGCUGUCCAUGUAGCCCAAGAUCCCACCGAUUUACUUAUCCUCCAUCUAGCAAUUGACUGUGCUUGUGGUCCACUUGACCCUUCAGAUUGUUUUCAGUUGUUACACCUUGGCCUGUGGCUCUGUCCUCUUUUCUGAGUGUGGCAUGUUGUGGCAGAGGCCCCUGUCCCCCAGCCCCCCCCCCAAUUACACUCACACACUCCAGUUCUGCCAUUUGCCCAUUUAUGAUAGCCGAGCUCCUGGUUCCACCUCAGGUGCUGGGGACGGAGAUUUUGCCAGAUUAUUCCUUGGCCCCAGGUCUCCUGGGGGACACUGAAGAUCAGUGCAGGGGGGAUGAGUGGUGGGAUUUUAACAGAAGCGAGACCUGGUUACAUGGCUGCCGUGGCUAGGGCUGCGGCAGGGCCAGCAGGCCACACUCAUCUGGGUCAGUGACUCUCAGCACAGCCCCAGGCCACAGCAUGAGUGUCACCUGGGAGGCUGUUAGAAAUGCAGAUGCUGGGCUCUCAGAGACCUGCCAAAUCGAGAGCUCUGGGACAGCCCAGCAAUCUGUGCUUUAAGUCCUGCAGCUGAUUCUGAUGCUCACUCAGUCUGAGAAGCCGGGGUCUAGGUGAGAGAUGAUGGCGGCUGGGCUGAGGUCCUGGCAGUGGGAACGCAGGAGAAGGUUCCAGGCUAUUUGGGGAGCAGAAUCAACAGGCCUUGGCGAUUGGGUGUGGAGGAGGCAGGGGAGGCUCCAUGGUUGGCUCGGGUGACUUCGGAUCUCAAAUCGGGAGAGCCUUCUCCGGCCCGUGCUCUCCCGCGCCCUCCUGGCGGCCUUUGGCCUGUGUCCCUGCAGUGAGCACGUGCUCCCCUCCGCCCUCCCCGACACUGCCCGUGUGAAGUGCUCCCUUCUUCGCAGCAAGCCAGCUCCCAGCCGUCCCUGGUAGUCAGGGUGGUUGCCACAGCAAUUGACAUCAGCAAUCUGGUCCCCGCGGAGCCUGCCGGCAGAGCCUGCAUUCUCGCUCCUGCAGGAGUGCAGAGGAGGCGGGUGGGGACUCCCACGCCCCCACACACCCCGUUUUGAGAACAGGGCUGCAGAGGGGAGGAGGCCAGGGGAGGGCGGAAGGUAGGCGGGGCCCCCUUUGGUGGCCUCUUCUCUUGGCGGGGAGGCCCCAGCCCAUUUGGCUCCUUGACGUUGGCGGGAGCAGCAGCAGCAGCAGCAGCAGCAGCACUUGGGCCAUGGCGGAGGACAGGCCGCAGCAGCCACAGCUGGACAUGCCGCUGGUCCUGGACGAGGACCUGACCAAGCAGAUGCGGCUGCGCGUGGAGAGCCUGAAGCAGCGCGGGGAGAAGCGCCAGGACGGCGAGAAGCUGCUGCGGCCGGCCGAGUCCGUGUACCGCCUGGACUUCGUCCAGCAGCAGAAGCUGCAGUUCGAGCGCUGGAACGUCGUGCUGGACAAGCCAGGCAAGGUCACCAUCACCGGCACCUCGCAGAACUGGACGCCCGACCUCACCAACCUCAUGACGCGCCAGCUGCUGGACCCCGCGGCCAUCUUCUGGCGCAAGGAGGACUCGGAUGUCAUGGACUGUAACGAGGCUGACGCCCUGGAGUUCGGGGAGCGCCUGUCGGAUCUGGCCAAGGUCCGCAAGGUCAUGUACUUCCUCAUCACCUUUGGCGAGGGCGUGGAGCCCGCCAACCUCAAGGUCUCCGUGGUUUUCAACCAGCUCUGACGGCAGCUGCUCGCUGCCGCCCCUUCUCUCACCCCCCUGCCCUCUCCCCUGCCUGCACCUCCUGUCCCCAGGUGUGUUUUGCGGGACCUUCUUCUAGCUGCUCAGCCUGCACCCAGCUUGGCACGAGGCCCCGAGUCCCACGCCCUUCCUUCUCUCCUUUUCCCUGGUGCCCGCGCUCCGGCUCGCAGGAGGAAGAGUGCCAGGCGCCAUAGUCUAGAAGCUGGACUGGCCGCCGCUGCCGCUGUAGACUUUAAAGGCCUGGUCGGGGCUGGUGUGGCAGAUGGGGAGGCCGUCGGCAGCUGCCUUUUCUGCGUCAUUGUGAGGGAGAGAGACUGAGAGAGACCAAAGAGACAGACACAGAGAAAGAGAGGUCUGAAGAACCAGCCAUCCAUCUUUCUCCAGAGAUGGGGAGACAGAGACGACAGGGGCAGCCUCGCUGGGGCCUGCAGACAGCCCCACUUGCUGCCCGCCCUGCCACAGCGCCCUUUGCCGAGGCCCAUGUCUGGAGGUCAACACCAGCCUGGGGCCCCGGGAAGGCGCUGCUCCUGGCACCGGCCCAGUGUGGUCCCGCAACGCCUCGGCCGCCCUCAGGACGCGGGGCAGGGUUGCUAGGGGGUGGAUUGGGGCAGUGGGGAGUGGCUGGCUCCCGGGGGGCUGUGCAGGCCCAGCUCUGGCUCUCCGGGGCAUGACUUCGGGGGCGGAGUGGAGUGGCAACAUGAAGGGUCACACAGAUCUGCCUGAGCACAUACAUAUACAUUGAAGGAGAGCAUGCUGUAUUCACCUGGAUGUAGCCUAAAAGUCUAUACCUGCCCUGCGAACAAGUCUGCUUUUAGAUUAUCUGGUGUCUAAUUGCUGCUGGUUCAGGGGUGGCCCUUAGCAGGGGCUAGGUCCUGAUGACCUUGGUGGGAAGGCCUUCUGAGCAGGAGACUCCGAGUUCGUGUCAUGAAGCAGGGAGCAGUUUAGUAAAGGGGUUUCCCUCUGUCUGGGGAAAGCUGGGUAGAGGGGUCCAGGGCCCAGGAGUUGGACACAGUGGAUUCCCUGGGGCCUCGGUGUCCCCGCCGGGAAGCCAGGCUGCUUUGAGCUCUCAGGUCAAGGCAGGCGAGUGUCUCGUCCUGAAACAUCUGGUGGCAUCUUGGGCUUCUUUGGUGGAGCUGGGGGGCUGCAGCAGGGUGGCCUGGAGGGUGGUCAUGGUGGCUGACGGUCGGACAUGGCUGGAGGUGGCAGUCAGGUGAUGGCAGAACACAGGCCUGCGAGGUCAUCGGGUGCCACCCACUCUCCAGCCAGACAGGGCGAGUGUGGCUCAUUCACCAGCAGGCCCAGUUCUGGCCCCGAGCCACGUCCCCUCCACGCUGCGAGGGCCCAGGGCCCCCUUAGCGGGCAGCCUGGCCUGCCACCUGGCACCAGCCGAGGGCACUUCAGCAGGUGCCCCCAACGCCCUGUCUCGGGGCCAGCCCCGUUUUGUCCCUGGACAGCCAGUGACGUGACACUUGCUGUCACGGAGCAGAGCCAGCAGGGGAACCCAAGCCCUGGGCACAGUGGCACCAAGGGCUGGAGCUGGGGCUGCUGGGAGGGCAGGACCCUACCUCGGGGGUGCGCAAGGAGGUUCUGUCGGCGGGAGGUUGCUGUGGGGCAGCUCUGGUCCUCUCUCAGCUCACAGCUCUGGGGCCUGUUCCGGGACGUGCCUGGAGUCCCGCGGCUGCCCUCGUUCUCUGUCGAUGACUGCAGGAGCCAGCCCGUGGGCGCUGGCCUGCCUUCUGCCACUUUGCUCGACCUCUCCCCACAGCUCUGGGGACCCUCUUAGUCCAGAUUGCCUGCCCCCCAUGCUGCCGCACCCCAUCUGCCCUGGGGGGCUGAGUGCCUGUGCUGUGCCUGCUGCAGGUCCCCAAUAAAGCUGUGUGCCCUCGCCUUGGUGGUGUGCAGUCUCUCUCCGUGAGCACCCCAAUCCGCCACCCCACCCUGCCUGGUGCCUGCCCUCCUGGCCCUGAGCCCCCUCCCUGGGCUUUUUCCCACACUCCCCACCCCUCCUCCCACCAGCUUUCAGGGACGAGGCCCAGAAUAGUCAGGUGGCUGGUCCAGACCAGGAUUGGGUUUUGCCGCGUCUCCUGAUGCCCAGCCAGAAGCCACCACCCCUGUUCCUCCACAGCCCCAGACCUACCCUGUAGGAGGAGUGGAGCAAGCCAUGCUGAGGCCACCGGCAGGUGCUGUUUGGGCUUUGUCGCCCGGGGUGGUGGAGUGGGAAGACGCUGAGCUGUGCGUCUCGAGUCUCCCUCC
Messenger RNA from Microcebus murinus (gray mouse lemur), 7342 nucleotides. It is a transcript of the gene OMP, whose product is annotated as olfactory marker protein. The record is from RefSeq and is a predicted model, not a curated record. Gene Ontology annotation, cellular component: axon; cytosol; nucleus. Gene Ontology annotation, biological process: sensory perception of smell; signal transduction. Lineage: Eukaryota; Metazoa; Chordata; Mammalia; Primates; Cheirogaleidae.